This is a messenger RNA of Chelonus insularis, 3149 nucleotides long. RefSeq names its product putative leucine-rich repeat-containing protein DDB_G0290503 (gene twy). The record is from RefSeq and is a predicted model, not a curated record. Bases 217 to 3132 code for a protein of 971 amino acids. Lineage: Eukaryota; Metazoa; Arthropoda; Insecta; Hymenoptera; Braconidae. The transcript is spliced from 12 exons. Gene Ontology annotation, cellular component: ciliary transition fiber; ciliary basal body; centriole. Gene Ontology annotation, biological process: cilium assembly; establishment of epithelial cell polarity.
AAAUCAGUUGUUUGUGAUUUUUAUGUCAAAUAUAAUAUAUAAGUUUUUCAUACAUAUUAAAUAUGCUUGUUUUAUUGAUAAAUGACAGUAUUAUUUAUUACGUGAAGUAUAAAUGUUGCUAAGACGCCAAAGUUUUUAUGUAUAUAUUCAUAGAACAAGUAACCAUUAAAAUAGAAAUUUAUUAUUAAUAAUUGAAUAUGGGCUAAUCAAUAAAAAAUGAUGAAUGUUUUAUCACAAAAUGAAAAUAUUAAUAAUGAACAGAAGUACAAAAGUAAGUAUAUAAUGGAAGAUCUUGAUGAUCUUCACAAAAAUUUAUUUGGAGUGCCUUUAAGUCAUUCAGAUGUAUCAGUAAAAAAGCCUUCUACUGUGGGAACAGGUGAAAAUAGAUUAAUAAAACAAAAAGAAAAUAUCAGAGAACUUCAGAAAAAAGUGUCUUUUAAAGGCAUUGAUGCUGACGAAGACAUUUUGGAUGAUUUACUAUUCGAUAACAGCAGAAAUUUAUCAUCUAGUCAAAAACAUGAGCCCUCUAAAAAUAGUCAUGAUAUAAAACCAAGUAGUAAUAAUUUAUUAUUAACUGAUCGUGAGAAAAGUGAAUUAAAAAGCUCUACAGGAGAAAAACCAAUUGAAUACCAAUCUUUUAUAAACACUGAGUGGGAAAGUUCUUCUCAGAAGCCUAAUUCUUUUUUAUCUGAUAAAUUUGAUGAUACUAAUGAAUAUUUUUCAUUUAAUUUCACACCCAGUAGUGCUGGAGAUAAAAUGAGUGGUUUAUCACGCUCAAGAAGUAAUGAAAGUAAAUCAUCAAUAAUGACUGAAUUAUUUCCUCCUUCUUUUUCAAGUGAUAGCAUUAACCCAACUACUGUAAUUGCUACAACUACUGCCACUAUUACUGCAACAUCUAAUAUAAAUAUUUCUAGUGAUUAUAGUAUUAAUAGAAAAGAACCUCGAAGAAAAAUGCCUAAAUCUAACAUUGACGGCAUAAGUGAUCCAUUAGGUUUAUUGUCAGGAUUACAGUAUCAAUAUGACGAUAUUUUACCAACUAAAAAGGAAAAGCCGGUUGAACCUUCUGAAUCAAAACCAACCACUAGUCAAUUACAAUCAUCUCCAGAUGAUUUACCAGAAUGGCUUGGAGGGGCAAAGAAAAAUAUAUCUGAGAGUGAUAAUAAACCAAUGAAUGAUAUUGCUGCAAAGAAUAAAAAAGAUAUUAAACAUGAAACAAAAGUAAUUUCUGCUAACGUGGAAGAAAAAAAUGAAUAUUCUACUCCAACUAUGCCAAUAACUAGACAAGUCGAGUCAUUACAGGAGCCUUUCGUUCUCAUUCACCAACAGCAAGAGAAUGAUCUGAAAAAUGUGACAAUGUUGUCUGAACAAACUGAUAAAUUAAUAAACUUCUUUGUCGAAAAUCAACAAAUUCAAUUAAAUGAACAAAACAAAUUAUUUGAUACACUAAUUAAACGACAAAUCGAUCGACAAUCAAUGCUUGAAGCCCAAAUUAAAUUGCAACAAACUCGAAUAAAUCAUUAUAUACAGGCACUAGCAAAACAGUCCAUGAUAACUCAAUCAUCUUCUGAACAUUCAAUUCCAAAAAUUGAAGAUUGUGUAAAGGAUAACAAUCCAAAGGUGGAAUCACAGACUUCUUUUUAUUCCAUACAAUCUGAAAGAGAUGUAGAUUACAUGCAGAACCUUUUGAAGCAAAGUUAUGAAAGAGAAAUAGAUAUUUUGAAGAAUUCUCACGAAACACAGAUAUCUUUGAUGGAAGAAAGCACAAAAAAAUUAGAAAUAAAACUACGUCAAGAAAUGGAAGAUUUGCAAUUGGAUUAUGAGAAAAAAAUUGAAAAAAUACAAAACGAAAAAAUUCAACUGGAAACAGAAUAUAAAGAACAAAUUGAAAGUUUAAAGGCUAAUCAUACAAAAGUUAUACAAGAAAUUCACACUCGACAAUCUGAAAACUUUAUUUUACUCCAAAAAGAACAUUUUGAAACCAUAGAAAAUAUUACUCGUGCUAAAGAACUUGAACGAGACACUGUAGAUUUUAUUAAAGCACAACGAACUGAUAUUAAUAAAAUGUUAGAAAAAUCAGAGAACGUGUCUGAUAAUUUACAAACGUUAUAUGAUGAGAUAAAAAGCAAUGAGAAAAAAAAUCAAGAUGAACGAGAAAAAAAUCUGAAAAUGCAAGAAGAAUUAAUAAAAGGAUUAAUUCAACAAUUACAUAAACAACAAGAGGAUGUUAGCAACGAACGUAAAAAAAUUGUUACAACAGCAGAAAAAUUACAAUCGGAACUAAGUCAAUUAUCUAGUCAAUUUAUAAAAAAUAAUGAAUUAUUAAAUGAGAGAGAAACAAGACUUGAGAUGCAGGAAAGAGCUCUAGUGCGUGAACGAGAAUUGUUUCAAGAACAGAUCAAUUGGGAACGUCAAUACUUACAGAAUCUAAAAGAUGCAUGGAUGACCAAUCAAAAACAGCAAAUGAAAUUUUUAGCUAACGAAAGAGAAGACCUGGCAGCCGAAAAAAGCAAACUUGAAGUGCUUAAUCAUUUAAAAGCAAAUUCAAAUGAUAUAACAAAGACUGAGUUGGAAGCAGCAAUCAAAACUGCCUAUGAGGCUGUGCAUGAAGCAAAUCUUGAACGUCAAAAAUGGAAAGAGAAAGUGGAUAAUCUACACAAAGAUAAGCAAAAAAUUGAAGAAAAAGAACUCGAAUUGAUGCAAAGAGCUAAAGAUUUAGAGGAAUUAACUCAGUCGGCACUAGUGAAACGGGAGGAAGGAAUGCGUGCACUGAAGGAAGCUCAAAGAAUAGAAAAACAACAUAAAGAUCAGUUAAAUCACUUAAGAACACAACUUCAGUUAUUAGCAGAACGAGAGAAUAGAAUAGCCGCUGAUAAAUUGGCAUUAGCUAGAGAAAGAUUGGAAUUGAAAGUGGUUUGUCAUCAAGCAGAAGAUUUAUCGAAGAAAAAUGUCAACGAUUCGUUCUUCCUAGCAAAUAAUGAAUUGAAUGAACCGAAAUAUAUUCCCCCAGUACAAAAGCAGAUGCAUUUUACGGAUAUGGUUGACCCUCAACUUCUGUUCUUGAAGAUAAAUCUCCAUGAUAGUUUGAAAACAUCUCAUCUGCCAAUGCUUACUGAUUUAAAUCCAAUAAAAUAAAGAUCUAAAUUGUAAUU